AUGGGAACGCAAAGGUUGCGAAUACCUUUGUUCCGCGAAUUGUUUGACGAGGUUGAAUCACCGACAUCUCGCGAAACUUACAAUAUCGAAGGCAGAAUCACCAGCAUCAGAAAAGUCGGGAAGAAAUUGUACUUUAUUGACGUGAUUCAGGAUGGUGCGCGACUACAAAUCAUGGUAUCUAAUAAACUGGUCGAUAUGGACGAGGACGAAUUCGACAAGGAGCAUUCUUGGUUCAAAGAAGGGGACCACAUCAGCUGCAAUGGGUACGCCUCGAGAACGAAAGCAGGCGAGUUGACCUUAAAAGUCAACUCCCCGAUUCAAAUUUUAAGUCCUGCGUUGAACGCAAUACCAAACAAGCUAACCGACAAGGGGAUCAUCAACCAGAAUCGAGUCAUGAACUAUUUGGUGAACCCCGUUUCCAAGAGGCCCAUCAUUGUUAAAUCCACCGUCAUCCAGACUUUGAGGCGGUUUUUCCUCAAUAAAGGAUUCCUCGAGGUGCAGACCCCCAUCCUAAGCAGCUCGGGAACCGGUGCCAAUGCACGCCCAUUCCAGACCACCUUCAAAGACGAACUUGUGCAAUUGCGCGUUGCGCCUGAACUUUGGUUGAAAAAACUCGUGAUUGGCGGCUUUGACAAGAUCUUUGAGAUUGGAACCAACUUUAGGAACGAAGGCAUCGACCAAUCGCACAACCCCGAGUUUACCUCGUGCGAGUUCUACCAGACGCAUACAAGCCUCGAGGAACUCAUGGAUAUGACAGAAGAGUUGUUCCAGGAAUUGUUUGAUGUCUUCCACGUCUCCAACGGCGAAAACACGAAUGGCGCCACGAGUUUCCCAAAGUAUGACUUUUUACCGACACUAGAGCAAAUCACCGGGCGCAAGCUAGACGAUGUGUCCUUGGACGGCUUAAUCAACUACCAUCGGGAACUUGGCCUUGAAAUACCGAGCCUGUGCGCCCCCAACCCCACCAAAUUGUUGAAUAACUUGUGUGAAACGUAUUUGGAGUCAUUGAGCAUAACCCGUCACCCCAACACUCCCGUCAUGAUAUACAACCACCCAGAGAUACUUUCUCCGCUUGCCAAAUCGAAAUUGAGCAACGGGAGCAGCAGCAUACCAGUGUCGUUGAGGUUUGAGUUGUUUAUCGACGGCAAGGAGUACGUAAACGCAUAUGAAGAGGAAAAUGAUCCUGAGCGCCAGUUGCAAAAAUUCAAACAACAGCAGUUGAACGGAGAGACUUAUGGUGACGACGAGAUGUUGAUCCCGGAUUGGGAGUAUGUCAAGACUAUGCAGUUGGGCUUGCCCCCAACCGGAGGAUGGGGGUGCGGCAUUGACCGUUUGGCCAUGUUCUUUUCGGACUCGGAAAGAAUUGACCAGGUGUUGCCCUUUGGAAAUUUGAGAGACACCUUGAAGCAGUAG
Molecule: messenger RNA, 1413 nt
Organism: Lodderomyces beijingensis
Lineage: Eukaryota; Fungi; Ascomycota; Pichiomycetes; Serinales; Debaryomycetaceae
Source: the annotation of a GenBank genome assembly